AUGGCCGACGGUUGUAUCUUGUGGGGGCGGCUGUGCGGAGAAUCGUUGGUUCUGAUGGACUCGAGGCGGCGGAGAAAGACUGACUGCCUCUCCUUCAGCCAGCACGCUUUCGCCGGAGUGAAACCCUACCAGCUCCUCCCCGCCGCGGAGCGCCUCCAUCGGACCCUCUCCGAGUCCCACUCGCUCCGACUCGUCUCUCGAUGGGUCCCGCGCCCUCCGGAUCGGGCCGAGGUGGACCGGGCCCUGCGGGCCGUCCUCUCCCGCCGCGCGUCGCGCGGGGAGGAGGAAGAUAUAACCCUAGACGAGGCGGUGUUCGGGGAGUUCGCGGCGGAGGUGUUCGCGGACGCCGUCGUAUCGGGGGCGAGGGCGGAGGCGCUCAAGGGUCUGCCGAUCGGCGUGGCGGGAAUCGCGGGUUUUGGGGCGGUGGUCAGGCCGGGGAAGGGGGUCUUGGCGGCGGCGAUUGGGGCGUACGCGCUGGGUGUGGCGACAUCCAUCUACCUCAGUCUAGGUGAUUGA
Molecule: messenger RNA, 516 nt
Organism: Striga hermonthica
Lineage: Eukaryota; Viridiplantae; Streptophyta; Magnoliopsida; Lamiales; Orobanchaceae
Source: the annotation of a GenBank genome assembly